AUGCCUAUCAUCACACUCACAAGCGUGGCCGAGUUUAUGGACAAGGUCCUUGGAUCGGAGGAACCUGCCAUCGUGGACUGUUUCGCAGAAUGGUGUGGGCCAUGCAAGGCGAUCGCGCCCAAGGUCGAGCAGUGGAGUGAGGAAUACCCGCAAGUCAAGUUCUACAAAGUCGACGUGGACCAGGUUCCCGAUCUCUCGGCUGAACUCGGCGUGAGAGCUAUGCCUACUUUCAUGCUGUUCAAGGGUGGCCAGAAAAUUACGGAGGUUGUGGGUGCUUCUCCUCGUGCCAUUGAGCAGGGAAUCCAGUCUCUUCUCUGA
This is a messenger RNA of Penicillium bovifimosum, 318 nucleotides long. Its product is annotated as thioredoxin family protein. Gene Ontology annotation, molecular function: protein-disulfide reductase activity. The transcript is spliced from 2 exons. Lineage: Eukaryota; Fungi; Ascomycota; Eurotiomycetes; Eurotiales; Aspergillaceae. The record is from RefSeq and is a predicted model, not a curated record. The coding region runs from base 1 to 318 and encodes 105 amino acids.